Pisolithus orientalis is the source of this 1695-nucleotide messenger RNA. Its product is annotated as EXS family-domain-containing protein. Gene Ontology annotation, cellular component: cytoplasm; membrane. The coding region runs from base 80 to 1540 and encodes 486 amino acids. The transcript has 6 exons. The record is from RefSeq and is a predicted model, not a curated record. Lineage: Eukaryota; Fungi; Basidiomycota; Agaricomycetes; Boletales; Pisolithaceae.
GGGCGCAGUCAUUACUCUCGAGACUACCGUCAUUUGAACACACGGUUAAUGUCAAGGUCGUGCACACGCAGGGGCCGAAAUGGACGCUCAGGUUGAAAAGCCUCUCGCUGCAAUGUUCCCGUUACCUUUCCGUGUUCUAUUUUUGGUUGGCCUGGGUAUCCUUGGUUGGGCAACGAACCUUCACGGCCUGGAACGGUUGGGUGUCGACGGACCAAGCGUUCUGGAACUACAGGACCGCAGUUGUCUACCCCUGCAGUCAAGUCCCCCGUCUCGCAAGAAACAGCUUCCAACACGCGUCUUUUAUGCACCUCUUUAUCGGCUUUUCGUCAUUUAUUCGUUGUGGUGCUUCGGUGCAUGGCUGCUGUACAGAGUGCAAACGUGUUCAAACGUCGCUGUCGUGGAUGUCUUUGCAUACAUCCCUGGAGUAUGCAUCCUCAGCGUACUGACCGUUCUCCUGUGUACAACGGACAUCGUUCAUAAACGCGAAAGGGACUCCUUCUUGCUUGCUGCAGGAAGAUGCUGUUUCCCUGCGUCUGACAGUCAAAUAUACUUCUCGGACGUUAUUUUUGCCGACAUCCUCACUUCCUAUGCCAAAGUAUUGGGGGAUCUCUGGCUGUCAUUUUGGAUGCUGCUCCCUGGAGGGAGCUUGUUGUCCGUUCCAACACAUGAGGGGUGGGUUCAAUGGGUAUUACCAUGUUUAAUGAGUUUACCAUAUGCUAUCCGUCUACGCCAGUGCCUCAUCGAGUACUGGUCCCUCUCCAAUACCAGCCGCCGUCCACUCCUCAACGCGAUUAAAUACGCCUCCUCGUUUCCAGUAAUAUUUUUAUCCGCAGCUCAGCGACUAGUCGAGUCUGAGCUAGUAAAAAUUGGUGGAGAACCAGCCAGCCACAAAGCGUGGCAUGGAGAGCACCCCCUCUUUCGGCUUUGGCUCGUUGCCGUUGUCAUCAAUUCCCUGUAUUCAUUCUGGUGGGAUUUGACUAAUGACUGGGGCCUUGAUGUCCUAAAGUUCCGCCGCACCGAGUUCCCUUUACACCAGGACGGACUCCAAUCGUCUCGCGCACUGUCCUUCCACCGCACAACUCGACACGGCUCUGCCUAUCCUUAUGGACUUCGCCCCGUUCUGCUAUACCCUCUCCCUGUGUACUCCUUGGUCGUGUUUCUCAACCUGGUGCUGCGGAUGACAUGGUCCGUCAAAUUGUCGAGCCAUCUCCAUCUACAGUCCGAGGGCAGUGUUGCAAUCUUUUGUCUCGAGGUAGCGGAAGUGCUACGAAGAUGGAUGUGGGUAUUCCUACGCAUUGAGUGGGAGGUUGUGAGGAGAGGAAAAGACAGAGAGAGGGCUGCAGAUGGACUGGAACUAUUUGACGCACACAAGGACCUGUUGUUGAAUGAUGCCAUCAACAUAGGUCAUCAUCGUGAUCCAAUCAUAGACAAUUAUGGUGGCGACACGCUAGAUAAGUUAUACAGAGCACCUUCUCGCUUUAAUUCAAUGCUGUGGAGGACAGAAGUUCUUCACGAUGCCGGCUGCCACAAUCUUCACUGAGUGUGUUUCAAGGACAACCCGGUAUUCGAUAAGGAAAUUGAGUAAUGAAGUAAUCGCGGUGCUCCGCAAAGGGGCCAGAUUCCUCUUUACAUAAUACCGCAAACCUCAAAUUCAUGUGACCGUGCUGACACGAUCCGCCAAAAUUAACUGGUCGA